AUGGCGGGUAACAGUCCAAUAAUAACAAAUGAUCCCCUUAUUGGAAAUAUUGUUGAAAUUACGAUUAUGGAUGGUGAAACAAACAAAAAUGAAAUAUCAUCAGCAAUUCUCCCUAUACAAUUAGAUGUGAAUAUUAAUUGGACAUUCAAACAACUUAUUAAAGAAGCAUUAAAGGAAAAGUCUCGAUAUUUAAAAGAUGCCAAAGCUAUAGAAAAUAAAACUAUAGAAAAAUUAAAGAGCACGAAGAAAUGUUUAUACUAUAACAAUGAAAUGAUUGGAUAUAAAAAUGCUAUUGUAUAUACUUACCCAGUCAAGGCUGUUAUUGGCGAAUUAGUCAAAUCACAAACAUCUUUAUAUAUACUAUUAAUUCCAGCAACGCAAUUAUCACCAUCAUCAAAAUACUCCGAAUCAUCUUUGCGAGCAGAAGGUAAACUUUAA
Molecule: messenger RNA, 438 nt
Organism: Didymodactylos carnosus
Lineage: Eukaryota; Metazoa; Rotifera; Eurotatoria; Philodinida; Philodinidae
Source: the annotation of a GenBank genome assembly